AUGUUCUACAGCCACGAGAUCCUCGCCAACCACCAAUAUGGCGUGGCUACAAUCUGGAUCGUGGCGACGAUGGGUAACAAAUCAAUCACCAAACGGGUGAGUAAAAGAGCAAUAGAAGAUGUCGACCUCGCCAGAGCUUGCGAGAAGAUCAUUGAGCCAGGCGCUCCGAUCGCUCUGCGUUUGCAGGGCAGUCUGCUUUUUGGGGUUUCAAAAGUCUAUCAGCGAAAGUGUCAAUACAUGCUCAGCGAUGUGCAGAAGAUCCAGGGCCAUAUGAUGAGCUUUCUCAAAACAUUUGGUGCAAAUCAGCUAGACCCUGAAGAAGUCAAGGCGAGGCAAGUGACCAACAUACUUUUCGCGGAACUACCCGAGAACCUGAUGAUCAUGGACGACCCCGACUUCUUUCCCACUGGAAACAUCUUGCCAGAUCCGACCGAAGAAAUGUUCUUCAUCAGCCAACCCACCCGACAAUCAACCCAAAAUACAAACAAAACUUCUUCACAAAUGUCACCACACUCACUCCAGUCGGCCGGCAGUUCUUCCGGCAAUGAAAAUUUCCAAUUGCAACUCGACUUUCGAGAGUCAAGCGUUCCUGGCUCCCAUGCAUCACAGCAAGGCCUCCAAGGACUUUCAUCUGCACAAAAGCCUGUGAGAUUGGCCAACGACGACGACCCCUUUGGAGACGGAGAAGAGCCUAUUGACCUAGGCUUUUCAGUUGAUGAGCACGGCAACAUAAUCGAAAGUCUAGAUUCUGUGCCUGCCAUUGUCAACGAGCCUGUUCUCCCGGACAUGCCAUCUCUCGCAGGCGUGGAAGGUGCUGGCGUACAGCAUCAACAACAUUCCGACGACCAAAACGAUAUUUUCAUGAUGAAUGAAGAUCCGCUUCCACAGGCCGAAGGUCUUCCUGCAGGCCAAGCAACAGAGGGUAGCAGCAAGAAGAACGACGUCGUCGCUCCUAACAGUGAGCAAAACCAAAGUCCCGCUCCAAGUCGUCGCCAGAAGAAGAAGCGCAACAUCAUUCAUGCAGAUCAUGAGAUUGAGAUCUCUAGGGAUACGCUGCGCAAAUGGCAGACGGAUUAUCUGAAGAACUGUGGCCCUCAAGAGCCACAAGACAUUGCAGUCCAACAAGCCAGGGAAAAUGCGAUCCAUCUCACUUUCGGCCUAGGUAUUGGCAAUAUUGGCCAGAGCCUUAACAUCCCCGGAGUAAUCCAUCCUCUGGCCAUGGAAUUCUCUGGAGACCCCUUGUUCACCGCACUGACUGGUCUCGAGAUCCUGGAGAAGCAGGUAAAACGUAAAAGAGGUCGGCCGGCAAAAAAAGAUAUUAACGACGAAGAGCAGGAAGAGCGACGAGUUCGUGCGAGGCUUGAGGGUGAUGCUAAUGAUGAUGAGCUGCAACGAGGCGGCGUGGCAUCAGAUGAGGCGCUCGACUUUGGCUUGGAUCAGAGCCCCCCAGAAAUUGGGCGAGAGGCGCAACCAGCCAUGGAUGAGAACCCUUCAUCCGUCAUGCCGUGGAAUCGAGGUUCGUCCAUUAGGCACGGGUCCUCGAUCCAGAGAGGCGGCUCGGUUCAGCAUGCCCGUGACCAGUCGAGCCCUCUAGGAAGACGCGGCGCAGACCAAGAGAUUGUGCGCUACAGUUCUGACGUCGACAUGGGUGGAAUGGAAUUUGGAAACGGCGAUCAUCAUUCAGACGACUCUUUUGCCAUGGGCCCGCUCACAGGAGCCGAAGCGGAGCCGAUUGAGCAACUGUCUACGCAGGACCAGAAUCAGAGAAUGAGAGAAGCUCUCGAUCGCGAAGGUGGUCAUUUCCUCGGUUUCGUGGAGACGAUGAUGAAGGAGCAUGGCGAGCGCUACUACGACGACGAUGCAGAGCUCCAGCGCAGGUGGCUCGACUUUGACGACAUGUUUGUGCCCAACGACACCACUCGUGCAACUGCAGCACAGGCAUUUUAUCAUGUUCUGACGCUAGUCACCAAGGGCCAGAUGCUCGUCAAGCAGGACGGCGAAGGCAAGGAACCAUUUGGUAGGAUCCACACGGGCCUUGAGGGUUUCUCGUGA
Messenger RNA from Pestalotiopsis fici W106-1, 2052 nucleotides. RefSeq lists its product as uncharacterized. Gene Ontology annotation, cellular component: cohesin complex; synaptonemal complex. Gene Ontology annotation, molecular function: protein binding; chromatin binding. Bases 1 to 2052 code for a protein of 683 amino acids. The record is from RefSeq and is a predicted model, not a curated record. The transcript has 4 exons. Lineage: Eukaryota; Fungi; Ascomycota; Sordariomycetes; Amphisphaeriales; Sporocadaceae. Gene Ontology annotation, biological process: replication-born double-strand break repair via sister chromatid exchange; synaptonemal complex assembly; mitotic sister chromatid cohesion.